Paraphaeosphaeria sporulosa is the source of this 904-nucleotide messenger RNA. RefSeq lists its product as uncharacterized. The coding region runs from base 224 to 904 and encodes 226 amino acids. The record is from RefSeq and is a predicted model, not a curated record. NCBI's taxonomy places the organism in Eukaryota, Fungi, Ascomycota, Dothideomycetes, Pleosporales, Didymosphaeriaceae. The transcript is spliced from 2 exons.
GUGCGCGACUUUACAUUUUCACCGAGAUCAAGAAACCACUAUCAUCAGUUCUAGGCGCAUUGUAUAUACACUUUUCUGACGUGGUAUAUGUCUUCAACGUGAGUCAGAGUUCAUAUCAUUACCCAAUUUUGAAGUGACAACCACAACUUGAAGAACAAGGAAAAGCCUCUAAGGGUUUGAGAAUCGAGAUUCCAGAGCCCAAGAGAAAUUCUGAACAUUCAACAUGGGUUUCGUUUCGAAGAUCAAGUCUGCCUUUGGCUCCAAGAGCCACCGAGAGCCGAAGCAGAGCGAGGUUGUGGGUCCCGCUGAGGAGAUCAUGUUUCCUGCUCAACUCACGCGUGUGGGGCCAGCGCAAACAGCUCUACCUGAUCGGCAUUGGACCCAGUCACGGGAGGUGGACUGCUCCGACUAUCGGGGUAACGUUCACAUGGCGCAAGCUCCAUACCAGCAGGAAUCGUCAAUCACGGAAUCUUCCGGCCACUCGAGCGGUUUCGAAGGUGUGUAUAUCGCAGCACUGCGAGAAAUGAAUACCUGUGUGAACGAUUUCAGCCAGAAAUAUAGCGAUGCAUCUGACAUGGCCGUGAGUUUCGGUCUGUUCGCGCCCCGCGAACUUGGAUACCGACCUGGACAUGUUGAGGAGCUUGACAGCUUCGAGCUCAAGCGCUCGAAUGCGCUUCGCCGAAAGACCACGGCUUCACGCCAUCGGCGCGUCCUUUCUCAUGGAUGUUACAUGCCGUUGAGAUUUUUCCUUGAUCGACGAGAUUGCGGCUCGAGAGGGUGGUCGUUCGCGGGCUGCAGAUGGACAUGUAGAGGGCACACACAUGAGUCACCGCAAUGUCCACAGCGUAAGCGCAAGAUGCGAGGGGUGGCUCUGGCCCGGCUGGAAGGCCGUCAUAAAAUCUGA